Fusarium coffeatum is the source of this 1104-nucleotide messenger RNA. RefSeq lists its product as uncharacterized. Bases 1 to 1104 code for a protein of 367 amino acids. The record is from RefSeq and is a predicted model, not a curated record. NCBI's taxonomy places the organism in Eukaryota, Fungi, Ascomycota, Sordariomycetes, Hypocreales, Nectriaceae. The transcript has 3 exons.
AUGAACAAGAUCCCACAGGAAUGCCGAGAUAUUAUCGGUUCGUUCCUCAGAAAACGGGAUCAUUCAAACCUUGCAUUAGUAUCGAAAAGCUUCUACGGCUACUUCAGCUCCGCUAAUUGGAGAUCCGUCAAGCUUCGAGGCACACCAGAGAAGCUCUAUCAAAUGUUGGGGUUUUUCCUGGACGUAAAGUACACCACAAAGCACUCUCUUAUCAAAUCUGCUUGGAUGAUCGUAGAUUACUACCAUUUGGGACCCGAGGCACCCGUUGGCCUCGCUACGCGCAUUGUGGACAGCCUCUCGCGAAUGACCUGUGUCACAUUCCUUUCGCUAAAUAUGAUCGUCAAAGAAUCCGGUUUUGAUUUUGCAGAAUUCGCCCGUGGUAUGGCUGCAGCCCCUCGAUGGGAUAAACUCAGAUAUAUCGUGCUGGACUGCGAUGACGGUAUUGCCGCUGCUGCCCUCGAUCGCUGCGAACUUGAUGUCCUGGACCACAUAACGCUUACUGAUUGGUGCUUCCGCGACGAAGACGAAAACCAAAUUUACGAAGCUCUCAAGUCUAGAUACUCAGCCCAGCCGCAUUUGCUCAAAUCGCUCCAGAUAAACUUCCCUUAUCAGGAGUCUGACAACGGAACAUGGGACUUUCCUUCGCUCGAUUAUCUGCGAAUCGGUAAUGAGGCAUACUACAAUAACAGUCCAACAUCUGAUGACUCAAGUUGGCAGGAAUUCGACGGUGAAAUCGAGGAACUCUGCAAGGCUUUAAACAAUUCCACCCUCAAAGAGUUCUCUAUCGAGAUCAACAGAAGCCUUGUUAACCAUGAGUUUGUUGCACGAGGCUUGCAAGAAAUCCUUCCCAACGACUACCCAGAUUACUUCGACAAUGACUACUACCUUGAUGGCUUCGACGGUGACAUCGCAGUUGCGAUUGAUAACUGGUUCCUUCAACUUGCCAAAAGGAUUGGUAUCGCUUGUCCGCAAUUUCGUGCAGUUACGAUAUCCUACGGAGACAACGAUGAGGCAUAUUUCGAACGUAUCGGCGACAUGACGUUCGAGUAUAUACAGCAUGGAGCACUAGAGAUAUGGCCCGGAGACGGAGGUCUGUGUGAGUGA